Messenger RNA from Dicrocoelium dendriticum, 1187 nucleotides. NCBI's taxonomy places the organism in Eukaryota, Metazoa, Platyhelminthes, Trematoda, Plagiorchiida, Dicrocoeliidae. The record is from the annotation of a GenBank genome assembly.
AUGUAUCUCCAUUUCCAUGUAUACAACUACUCCGAUUAUUACUCCUACCUACCACCAGAUAAGCUCAGCGCGCUUCUCUACGCCAGUGGUUCUGUCACCCCAGACGAUCCUUCCAAUGUGCACAAGCACCUCUCCCUCGAGGAGUUCACCUCUUUACCGGCGAAUGUGCAAGAUUUGCUGAAAGAUGUGGACGUCAUACCGCACGCACGCGGUGGUCACAUUAUUUCUAGAGAGACUGAAAUUGAGCGGCCCAAAUCUCUCCUACCUACCUUCUUCUCUUUGGGCCAACUUGCCCCAGCAAAGGCUCUUGCGACCCGCUUGAUAUGGACCUCGACAUCCGUUGGCCAUGGGGCAUUGCGAUUUGUGGCUCCCCAGACGCGCUUGAGGGUAGUGGAUAACAGUCCCUGGAGUAGCAUUGCACCACGCGUCGCGGACCCGAGGAAAAGAACCCCUCAAAUGGUCGGACACAAAACUAUCCCCACCUCCGGUUUGGACUUGGGGACUGUGUUAAAUUCGGGAAGAAGGAUGUUGGCCAUGAAACCGGCGCUGUGCAUUCGAGUGUGCAAUUCAACCAACAGGGGAAGAAUAGGCGAUAAGGUCGUUGUGGCAGUGGGUGGGGUGAAGAAAAGAGGAUGGAUUGUUGGGACCAGACAGCCAUCACGUGACGGAUGGCCCCGUUUUGAGUCAAACAAUAUCGUGCUGGUGGAUGACGAUGGCAAUCCCCUAGGCACUCGGAUUCUCGUCCCCAUCCCAUCCCGGCUUCGAAGUUUGUGCCGAGGGCAACACAAAAGACUACUUUUAGAAAUUGAAAAAGCACAAGAUCUUGGUACCGUCGAGAUGUAUCUCCCUUUCCAUGUAUACAACUACUCCGAUUAUUACUCCUACCUACCACCAGAUAAGCUCAGCGCGCUUCUCCACGCCAGUGGUUCUGUCAUCCCAGACGAUCCUACGAAUGUGCACAAACACCUCUCCCUCGAGGAGUUCACCUCUUUACCGGCGAAUGUGCAAGAUUUGCUGAAAGAUGUGGACGUGAUACCGCACGCACGCGGUGGUCACAUUAUUUCUACAGAGACUGAAAUUGAGCGGCCCAAAGUACCAAGUCGAUACCAUAUGGAGGAGGAUCACAAGAAACGUGUGGCCAGGAUCCGCAAAUCGCGUACACUCAUCUUAGAGUGACUACUAUGAGA